This is a messenger RNA of Periconia digitata, 1130 nucleotides long. Lineage: Eukaryota; Fungi; Ascomycota; Dothideomycetes; Pleosporales; Periconiaceae. The record is from the annotation of a GenBank genome assembly.
CUGUCGACAACGAACGACGGCAUAUUGAAUCGCAGCGCCAGCCUUCCAUACGGGGUAAGCGGAGGACAUUUUUACUUCGUUCAUCUACCGCAUGGCGUCAUGAAACAUCGUCGCAUGAAACUUUUUACGGUGGUCCACUGGUGGCCGUGCCGUUCAGAGCGUCCCUUGCCUGAUGCCAUCGCACCCAGCCAGCAUUCCAAGCGCACCAUUUAUGCGUUCCUCUGAAGUUUGAAGCACCUUCAAUAUCAGGACAAGUGGACAUUCCUUAGCUGCCAAAAAAGCGUGCGCGCACCCCAUGUGAGCAUGCCCUUGUCCUUCCUUACUGCCGAUCUUGGUCUUUUCGCUUCAGCCAAGGGAGCAGAUAGACGGUGGCUAGGAACAAACAUAUAAGAGGCAAAUGCCGGCUUCUAAGUAGAUUGCUCGGGCGUGCCUGGACUUCGUUGUGCUCAUCAUCGUUCCUUUCCACAUAUAUCUCUCUGGAGAGAUAAGGUGCCUCGUUACGUUCAUUUCUCCCCCCAUCCUCGUGCUUUCGGUUUUCCUCGAGGGAAUUCGUCUGUCAUUGUUGAGGCGCCCGAUUUCCGAUCAAUCGUACUUUCAUUGUACCACGAAACGACACGGACGCAUCAAGAAUAUCUUCAUAUUCCGAGUUCAACAUGAACAAAUUCACCUUCAUGGCCUUCAUGGCCAUUCUGGCUUAUGUUUGCGCAUUGCCAAUCACACCGGCAGCACCUCGACUUGCGCGACGCGCGGAGGGAUUCAGACUGCAGGGUUUGAAAGAGCACGAGAUUGCUGCCAAGCUUGCACUCCCCACGACGGAGAUUGAUUCGUCAGAAAAGCUUCUUCCUCAACCGAUCACGCUUUCCGACUGGCUGUCUACGCUUAUCCGCCACGACAACGAAAAGGAAGAUGAUGACGAUCACUCAGGCGACAUUGCUCCCGGAUCACUCGCGGCCCCAGAGAUAUUGCCACAUGCUGUGAAGCUAGACACUGCCGUCUUCUCGAGAAUCCUUGCUGCCGUACGAGGAAAGCAAGUCGAAAAUGAGUACGGCUACGAGGGCAAAGAACUGGAAUUGCGGCGGCCAACUGGCAUGAGGCAUUGGGGUUCGCACGACAAGUGGAGACUCUUUUGA